UUGGAACACGCUCUCCUACAGCGAGCGGCAGUUCUACACGUCAGUCGGAGGUGGUGUUGUGAGAAGAAGAGCUGUCACCGGUUCGCGAACGUAAACAACGGCUGCCACGGAUCCAGCGUUUCCCGACACGCCUGCUAAGGAUUAUAUGUAACCGCCGACGUUUGCCUAACAGCGUUGGUACGCAUUUCAGACGUUUUGUGAUCGUUGUAAGGACGCCGUUAAACGCCGUAGGAAAACAGGGCGACAGACGUUAGUUAACAGGUUCACCUGAAAGGCUUGACCACAGAAUGUGUGCCAAACGUUGGGCUAACUAGCUUUAACUUGCGCGGUGGGACCAGCCUGAUAUCGAUUCGGCUCGAGCCUGGGCUAUCUGGGUGAACUCCUCGUGCACUAAGAGCCAUUAGCCAGUCAAUAAUAACAGGACAUGGUUCCAUAAACUGUUGCUCCGCACAGAGAUACAUCCUCUCAGCUUAGCUAACACUACCGGCGUAUAUUUAACCACCCCAGCGUCAUAUGCCGGAGGAAAUGUCCGAUAACCAGAGCUGGAACUCUUCCGGGUCCGAGGAAGAUUUGGAGCCCAGAGAUGAGCCUGGACAUCCUGUCGGUGUGGGCGAGUUCAGCGGCAUCCUCAGUAAAUGGACAAACUACAUCCACGGCUGGCAGGACCGUUGGGUUGUACUGAAAAAUAACACUCUGAGCUACUACAAGUCCCAGGAUGAGACGGAGUACGGCUGCCGUGGAUCCCUGUGCCUUAGCAAAGCUGUUAUUACUCCUCAUGAGUUUGAUGAGUGCCGACUGGACAUUAGUGUGAACGACAGCGUGUGGUACCUCAGAGCACAAGACCCAGAGCACAGAAACCAGUGGAUUGACUCCAUUGAGCUGCACAGGUGUGUCAGAGAGGGGAGCAAAGUGAGGGGAGGAGUCCUUGGAACAGUAUUGGUUCCUACACCACUGGCUGAUUCCGGAUACGGCUCAGAGUCUAGUCUGCGGAGACAUGGCUCCAUGCUGUCUCUUACAUCAGCCACCAGUGGCUACUCUGCCACCUCCACCUCCUCCUUCAAGAAGGGACACAGGCUGAAGGAGAAGCUGGCAGAGAUGGAGACCUUCAGGGACAUUCUGUGUCGACAGGUGGACACACUGCAGAAGUACUUUGACAGCUGUUCAGAUGCCGUGUUCAAAGACGAGCUGCAAAGAGACAAAAUUAUUGAGGAUGAUGAAGAUGACUUUCCCAACACCCGCACGGAUGGAGAAUUCCUGCAUAAUGGCAGCAAAGAAAAAUUGUUCCAGUCUUUGACUCCCAAGGGAAUAAAUGGCAUAGACUUUAAGGGUGAAGCCAUCACAUUCAAAGCCACCACAGCUGGUAUCCUGGCCACGCUAACCCACUGUAUUGACCUGAUGGUGAAGAGAGAAGACAGCUGGCAGAAGAGACUGGAUAAGGAAAUGGAGAAAAGGCGGAGAAUAGAGGAGGGCUACAAAUCAGCCCUGAACGAACUGAAGAAGAAGUCCCACUUUGGAGGACCAGAUUAUGAGGAGGGUCCUAACAGCCUCAUCAACGAGGAUGAAUUCUUCGAUGCAGUUGAGGCUGCUCUUGACAGACAAGACAAAAUGGAGGAACAGUGCCAAACUGAAAAGUCAAGGAUACAGAGGUCCAGCCCAGUUCCUACGGUAGACGUCCACUCCCACACUGACUCCCACAGAUUCUCCGACAAGCCUCUUUAUAGUCAGCCCCCCCCUGCUGUCGUAGUCAGGGCUCUUCCUCAUGAUGACCACAGAUAUGGCACACAGGUGGAGGAGAUGGUGCAGAGUCACAGGACCUACUCCCUGCAGGAUGUGGGUGGAGAUGCCAACUGGCAGUUGGUUGUAGAAGAGGGAGAAAUGAAGGUGUACAGGAGAGAGGUGGAGGAGAAUGGAAUUGUUCUGGACCCCCUGAAGGCCACACACUCUGUGAAGGGAGUGACCGGUCGUGAGGUCUGCCAUUACUUUUGGGACACCAGUUAUCGUAGUGACUGGGAGACAACUAUAGAAAACUUCAAUGUCGUGGAGACGUUGUCAGAAAACGCAGCCAUCAUCUAUCAAACACACAAGAGGGUGUGGCCCGCGUCUCAGAGGGACGUGCUGUAUCUGUCCGCCAUGAGAAAGAUUGUAACCAACAACGAGAACGACCCCGACACCUGGAUGGUCUGCAACUUCUCUGUCGAUCAUGACGAUGCACCGCUGAGCAGCAGAUGUGUCCGUGCCAAAAUUAACAUCGCCAUGAUCUGUCAAACCCUGGUCAGUCCACCAGAGGGAGACAAAGAGAUCACCAGGGACAACAUACUGUGUAAAAUAACCUACGUGGCCAACGUUAAUCCAGGAGGCUGGGCUCCCGCCUCUGUGCUCAGGGCCGUGGCCAAGAGAGAAUAUCCCAAGUUCCUCAAACGCUUCACUUCCUAUGUGCAGGAGAAAACUGCUGUCAAACCCAUCUUAUUCUGAGGACCCCAGUGUGGACUUGGAGGUGACUCACUGUGAAGCUCUGAUGACCUCUGAUGACCUCCUGUCCUGUCACCUCCAUCACCUGCUCUGCUGCAGGAACACUGGGCAUGUGUAAUCAUGACAUGUUCAGAAGUCGGGGAUGUGUGGUAAUGGCUCCCUCUAAGGGCUAAUUUAAGAAAUUCCUCAUUUCAAAACUAAUUUGCACUAUCCUUUUAUUCUGCUUUAAUUGACGGCAAACUGAAUUCAAUUCUGAUUCAUUAUAACAAAUGGAACCUGCUCAGACAGUGAGCAGGUUCCAUUUGUUACCCACAAGUCCCUGGUGCAGCACAGGUGAUCCGUCAGAGUCAAAACUAGAAGUGACCUAAGAUGAUGAUGAUGAUGAUGAUGAUGAUGACGAUGACGACGACGAUUCUGUGUAUGAUAGAAUAUGUCAGUGUAUGUAAGAGCUUUGUAAAAACAGAGAAGUAAAAUUAUUAAAGCUUAUUUAUCUUUAUUUUCUUAGUCAUUUCACAGCAUUUUGUGUGUGAGCUGUGACGUGAGCAGUUAAUGUAAGGUGAUCGACUGACGCAUUUUUAAGUCCAACGGGCCUCACUUUUUUGUGACCCCCAGGAACGACUUGACCUCUGUGACCACGUCCCUCUAAUGAAAACAACCUUCUGUUGGUGCUGAUGGAGGGACACGUCCAAAAACAUUUCACAUUCACACACACACACAUCUGUGUAUGAUAGUUACUUCAGCUGUUUUCAGUGUCAUAUGACUUCACCUGGUGUCAGUAACAUUUCUCUGUCUGUGAACUUUCUGUGUUUUGUGAAAAUGUAGCUUCAGACAUGAUGGGUUUUUUCUUCCUUUUGCCCAUAAUGGUUAUUUUCUAAUAUAGUAGAUUCUGCCAAAAGGGGAAAAAUAUUUUUAUUUCAUAUUUCAAGUCAAAAUGUUUGUAAAAUAAUUGUUACAUUAAAAUGAGAGCAAAGACGGUAAGAAAUGGACAUAGACUCCUGGUUUCAGAAGUAACAAAUCAUAUGUUGCAGAAGGGCAGAAUUGCUUCACCUGAUUGGUUGAGCUGUUGACACGUAUCCUCCACACGUUAUUCAGUUGCUCUUGUUCUAUUCAUUUCUAUAGAAUUUUCGUAUCGAGAACUGACUGAAUUAGGUGCACAGUCAUUUUAUGACUGAUAAAUGAUCUAAAAUUGAUUGAUUAAUUACCGGUAGCUGAUCAAUCCUAAUUCUAAUCAUGAUAAUGGUAAUUAAUAAUGAUUAAUCAUGAACAAACAUGUUCAAUCGCUGGGAGUUAAGACUAUUUUAAGAUUCUGGUGCUUCAGUUAAACGAACGUUUUUAUUGCAUGGUGUGAAAAUGACAACGUGUAUUGACUGUGUAUUAGAGCAACAAUGAGUGGAUGGAUGGUAGGAUUAUUUGAUACACACUGUACAUCAUGCUGCCCAUGCAUUAAAGGUUACUCUGAAAUCAGGAGAAAACUCCAAGAGAGUUCACUUGCAUGGCCACAUCCAUUCCCUUUUUUUACCGUCAAUAAACUUGAAUGUUAGCCAAUAAUUGGCUCAUCUUGAUACAUUCUGUUCAAAAGUGCGAAUAAAAAUGUUUUCCCCUUUUCUCAAAAAUCACUUUUGUCAUGUCUUCAAAUUAAACAGCCGACAGCCUGCAGGUGUGGCUGAGACACGCAGAGGUCACAUGACACUCAGACAUGUGCCGUGUUUUAUAAUGGAAUUAAAGAUGUUUAUCCUCCAAA
This is a messenger RNA of Cynoglossus semilaevis (tongue sole), 4210 nucleotides long. Its product is annotated as collagen type IV alpha-3-binding protein-like. Gene Ontology annotation, molecular function: lipid binding. The transcript has 19 exons. Gene Ontology annotation, biological process: ER to Golgi ceramide transport. The record is from RefSeq and is a predicted model, not a curated record. Bases 514 to 2472 code for a protein of 652 amino acids. NCBI's taxonomy places the organism in Eukaryota, Metazoa, Chordata, Actinopteri, Pleuronectiformes, Cynoglossidae.